Panicum virgatum (switchgrass) is the source of this 697-nucleotide messenger RNA. RefSeq lists its product as uncharacterized. The transcript is spliced from 2 exons. Bases 90 to 407 code for a protein of 105 amino acids. NCBI's taxonomy places the organism in Eukaryota, Viridiplantae, Streptophyta, Magnoliopsida, Poales, Poaceae. The record is from RefSeq and is a predicted model, not a curated record.
UUCUGUCAUAGCGCGCUGGCUCCACGACACCUGGAAAGGUCUAGCGGGGUGGAGUGAAGGUGGAUCGUGGAUCGUCCUGAUCCAGGACGAUGAAGAAGGGGCAAUCAUGGAAUUUUUCGGCCAGCUCUGAAUACAGCUUGGCGAGAUUUGAGGCUACUGCUUUGGAAAGUGGUAAAGCUGAUGCAGAAUUGGCAAAUUCUGUGUCCUCCGCUUCUACUGGAAGACCUUCAAAGCUACAUUACAAUCAUCAGAGAAAUGGCAAGAAGCCCGGCGAGACUAAUGAAUGGGACUUCUUGAAGACGAUCCAACAAGAGCCGGCGGGUAAAGUUUUGUCUGACGGUACACUCAGCAUGAAGGCGUGGAGUCUGCAGCUGAAUGAGAUGGAGCAAGCUUUGAUCUCUACUUAGCUGCCCCACAAGUGCUCCAGUUCCUCGCUGGUGUUUCUAGCUAUCCUGAGAUCGUUACUCCCUUUUUGUUUAAACUCAGUGUUACUCCUGUUGGGGCGUUCUCUUCUGGCUGUAAGCUGGUGCUUAACUCGGGUUGUUGGUUGGUGCCAACAUCGAAAAACUGUAACGCACUGUUCUUUGUGGUCUUAAUGAAAGGCAGGGGCUGAGCCCUAGAACUCUAAAAAAAAGUGUGCAUCAUGCAUGGCUAAUUGGUGGCUCAUGAUUGGCUUCUCCGUCCACAAGAUAUACAG